UUGUCCUCCCUAUAGGUCUCACAUUUUUCUUUCAAGUCGAAGGCAGUUGACUUACGAGACAGCGAAAGAGAGAACUUCUCUAGAGUACUUCAGAUUUCUCUAGAGAUUUCUUUCCAAGUGUGGGAAGUUGGGAUUUGGGGUUUUGAGUUUGGAAGUUUCAAGUUUAAAGGGAUCUCGAAGAAGAGACGAGAGACAACAUGGCGGUGGAUUGCGAUGCUAAUGGUGGGCGAGCCAGUCGUACAGCUUUCCCGAUUCGAUAUUUAAUGGCCAUUCUUGGUUCUAUGGGGUUGGCUAUUAUCUAUGGGUUCAAAGUUAACGUAAGCGUUGCCAUUGUAGCAAUGGUAAACCAUACUGCGGUUAAAUUGUCCAGCCAGUCUCAGUUGAGCCAUGACAAUUCAUCCAUUAUGCCUACUGCUGAUAUAUGUCGUCAUGAUGACGGCAAUAACAUCACAAAACUAGGGAACGAGGACGGUCCCUUCGAAUGGAACGAGCCUCUUCAGGGUCUCAUCCUGUCUUCGUAUUUUUGGGGAUAUUUAGUAUCUCUGAUGCCUGGAGGAAGAAUGGCCGAGCUUCUUUCUGCAAAAUGGGUGAUGAACUUUUCGGUGCUUUUGAACGUCAUUGCUUCGAUAUUAUCACCGGUCGCAGCGCAAUUGCACUAUUCGCUCUUCAUCGUCAUGAGAUUUAUUCAGGGAAUCGGCGGUGGCGUGUCAUUUCCUGCAAUGCAUGUAAUGAUCGCAAAAUGGGCUCCACCAAAUGAAAGGAGUAUUCUUGUUUCUAUUGUUUACGCAGGAACUGCACUAGGGACGGUCAUCUCGAUACUAUUAUCAGGGCUAUUAGCUGCCAAUUUAGGGUGGGCUUGGAUUUUUUAUAUCGAAGGUCUUUUGUGUUUGAUUUGGUGCGCUGGGUGGUGGCUGAUGAUAGAGGAUUCCCCUGAGCAACAAAAAAGAUUCAUUACACAGCAGGAGAAAGAUUACAUUGCUAAUGCAUUAGGCCAAUCAAAAUCCAGUGGACACCAUAAAGCGAGACUACCAGUUCCCUGGAGGCGGGUGUUCACCUCUCCUCCGUUUCUGGCUAUUUUGAUCGCUCAUUUUUGUAGCAACUUUGGCUGGUACAUGCUGCUCAUCGAAUUGCCUACGUAUAUGAAUCAAAUUUUGAAAUUUGAUAUGAGCUCGAAUGCUGGGCUUUCUGCAACGCCUUUCUUAUGUAUGUGGAUUGUUACAAUGGGACUGAGCAAAAUCCUCUCAAUAAUGCAAGACAAACAAUGGAUAUCUGUUACCGUUUCAAGAAAAAUUGGAACGUUGAUUUCCUCCGUGGUUCCGAUGAUUUGUCUCAUAGGAGUCUCAUAUGCCGGUUGCAAUCGUGUAUUGGCAGUUGUAUUAAUGACGAUCGGAGUAGCAUGCAUCGGUGGGAUGUAUUGUGGAUUCUUGGCAAAUCACAUAGAUAUUGCGCCGAAUUUUGCGGGAACCUUAGUCGCAAUCACAAACAGUUUUGCGACUAUACCUGGAUUCCUUGUUCCUAUUUUUGUGGGGAAAUUAACCCACGGAAAUCAAACGGUCGAGGCGUGGAGAAUCAUAUUUUUUGUAACGGUAGGUUUGUAUUUGGUAGAGAUUUUGGUGUACACAGUACUUGGUACAGGUGAGGAACAACCUUGGAACAAUGUCGAGUCGUCCGACGAAGAAUCACCUGAACAGGCGUUACCUCUGAAAAAUGAAAAUACAAAAUGAUAUUCGUAGAUUUUUUAUAUUACUCUUAUUUUAAGUAAAAUAUAGAUAUUUUAAUAGCAAGGAACAAGUAUGUUUGUAAAUGUAUUUGUUGAAACCGGAUGUUUAUGAUAGGGUUGUUAGCACGAACAGCUAUACUGGACUUAAGUUAAAAUUGUAUGACAUCUAUGUAUAA
Messenger RNA from Orussus abietinus, 1896 nucleotides. RefSeq names its product putative inorganic phosphate cotransporter (gene MFS3). Gene Ontology annotation, molecular function: transmembrane transporter activity. Lineage: Eukaryota; Metazoa; Arthropoda; Insecta; Hymenoptera; Orussidae. The record is from RefSeq and is a predicted model, not a curated record. Bases 198 to 1724 code for a protein of 508 amino acids. Gene Ontology annotation, biological process: monoatomic anion transport; transmembrane transport. The transcript is spliced from 9 exons.